CACACUUCAAAAUUAGUCGCGUCAAGUUAAGUAUAAAAUUGCAGAAAUAAGCGAAUAAAGUAGCAUGCCGCCCACGAUAAACAAUUCGGGGGUGAAUAACUCAACCGAAAAGCGACCGCAGCGGCAAACAGAGCGAAAAUCUGAAAUCAUCUGCCGUGUAAAAUACGGAAACAAUUUGCCAGACAUACCCUUCGAUCUGAAGUUCCUGCAGUAUCCGUUUGACGGCAAUCGCUUUGUGCAGUAUAACCCGACCUCGCUGGAACGUAACUUUAAAUACGAUGUGCUGACGGAGCAUGAUCUUGGCGUCACCGUGGAUCUGAUCAAUCGAGAACUAUAUCAGGCGGAUCAUGUGUCUCAGCUGGAUCCUGCGGAUGAGAAAUUGCUAGAGGAAGAGACCUUGACACCAACGGAUUCGGUGCGUUCGCGCCAGCACUCGCGCACAGUGUCCUGGUUGCGUAAGUCAGAGUAUAUAUCGACUGAGCAAACGCGCUUCCAGCCGCAGAAUCUGGAGAACAUUGAGGCCAAGGUUGGUUAUAAUGUGAAGAAGUCGCUGCGUGAAGAGACACUAUACCUGGAUCGCGAUGCCCAAAUCAAGGCUAUUGAAAAGACAUUCAGCGACACAAAGGGCGAAAUAACCAAGCACUAUUCCAAGCCGAAUGUGGUUCCAGUGGAAGUGCUGCCCAUAUUCCCCGAUUUCACCAACUGGAAGUACCCAUGUGCACAGGUUAUAUUUGAUAGCGAUCCAGCGCCGCAGGGUAAAAAUGUGCCUGCUCAGAUGGAGGAAAUGUCACAGGCCAUGAUACGUGGUGUUAUGGACGAAAGUGGUGAGCAGUUUGUUGCUUACUUUUUGCCCACAGAGACUACGCUGGAGAAGCGCCGUACCGACUUUGUAGCCGGCGAACUCUACAAAGAAGAAGAGGAAUAUGAAUACAAAAUUGCUCGAGAAUAUAACUGGAAUGUCAAGACAAAGGCCUCCAAGGGUUACGAAGAAAAUUACUUCUUUGUCAUGCGUCCCGAUGGUAUCUACUACAACGAACUGGAGACGCGUGUGCGACUUAACAAACGACGUGUCAAACUGGGCCAGCAACCCAACAAUACGAAGCUGGUGGUUAAACAUCGCCCGCUGGAUGCCAUGGAGCAUCGCAUGCAGCGAUACAGAGAGCGUCAGCUGGAGGUGCCUGGCGAGGAGGAGGAAGAAGAUGAGCAAAUGGAACUGGAUGAGGAAAAAACUCAAAAGACAGUAGAAAAGGAUCAAUCAACCGCCGCCGAUAAGUCAAAAACCAUUGCUGAGGAAGAGUCAACUGCUGCUGGAUCUACGCCCUCAGCAUCUGCACAGGAGUUACGCGAGCGGCAAUCACGAUCUCGCACACGUUCUGGGGGAUCGCGCUCACGCACCCGCAGUCGCAGUGGCAGUGGCUCUCGCAGUCGCUCCAGUUCAGGCAGCGGCAGUGGUUCACGUGCUAGUAGUCGCUCCAAAUCCGGCACACGUUCACGUAGCGGCUCACGCUCGCGCUCCUAUACGCCCGCCGGCUCGCAUAAAUCGCGUAGUCGCAGUCGGACACGCAGCCCAACGAAAUCGUCACGAUCAAGAUCGAAAUCCAAGUCAAAAUCUAAAUCGCGUAGUCGCAGUCGCAGUGCCUCUGGUUCACGCUCAGGAUCUGCAUCGCGUUCGCCCAGCCGCUCACGAACCGGCUCUCCUAGUGGUUCUGGCUCUGGUUCAGGCUCUAGCUCUGGCAGCGGCUCGGACGAGGAGUAAACGACCCAAUUUUCAACAUAAAUUUUUAUAUCAUAAUUAAAAACAAACUGUACAAAAACAAAAAAGAAUAAAUAACACAUUUU
Molecule: messenger RNA, 1839 nt
Organism: Drosophila busckii
Lineage: Eukaryota; Metazoa; Arthropoda; Insecta; Diptera; Drosophilidae
Gene: atms
Product: RNA polymerase II-associated factor 1 homolog
Exons: 3
Coding region: 65-1756 (563 amino acids)
Biological process (GO): transcription elongation by RNA polymerase II
Cellular component (GO): Cdc73/Paf1 complex
Molecular function (GO): RNA polymerase II complex binding; chromatin binding
Source: RefSeq, a predicted model, not a curated record